AUGUCAGACAAUCAUGGUCGGGGCCGGACCCGGGGCGACCGAGGCGGAUCCAGAGGUCGUGGCGGAGAUCGUGGUCGGGGCAGAGGGCGGGGUGGAGGUGGUGCAGGCCCUGGGGAUAGCAGUGACAUGCAGCUCCCAUAUCGCCCCGCGCGAGGCCGUGGCAACGAUCGCGGCCAAGGUUUCGAUCGCGGCCGUGGUGCCGGCGAUUUCCGGGGAAGGGGUCGUGGUAAUGGUGGAUUCCGCGGCGGAGGCAGUCGAGGCCCCAAAAUCUUCAACCCGGGCAAAGCGGCAGCCCCUGAUGCCACCGUGGGAAAGUUGGAGAAUGCCAUGGCGAAGGCCCUUGUCGCCAAUCAAGCAAAGAAGGCGACGAGUCCAGCCCAGGCAUAUCCCGACCGUCCGGGCUACGGUACCAUGGGUAGGCCUGUGACUCUUUAUGCAAACUAUCUUUCUCUCACCUCGGUGGGCAAGAAAGUCUUCCGCUACCAUAUCAACCUCCAGGCCGGGCCCGCGGGACGGGAACCAACGGGCAAGAAAGCAAAACAGAUUGUGCGACUGCUGUUGGAAGAGCAUUUCCCGGACAGGCAAGAUCAGAUUGCGACUGACUACCGGGCUACCCUGAUCUCAUGCGUCAAGCUGGAGGAAAAGGUUUAUGAUGUCCGAUACAAGGAUGACCUGGAGGAGGAUUCGUCCGAUGCCUCUGCCAUGCUCAAUAACAAGCCGGAAAUUCUGCAGGCUCUUAACGUGAUCCUCGGUCACUACCCCAAGACGGACUGCUCGACGGUCACGGUGGCUGCGCAGAGACACUACAGCCUAGACACAAACUUCAUGGAGAAGCAAAGUCUAGGUGGUGGUCUCGAAGUUCUCCGCGGUUUCUUCGUCAGCGUACGUGCAGCCACUGCCCGUGUCCUGUUGAACGUUCAAGUGAAGUACCUGGCUUGUUAUGAAGCGGGGGGUUUGAAAAUCGUGAUCGGGUCAUAUCAACGAGGUAACUCAUCGAACACUUACCGUUUGGAGGCUUUCUUGAAGCGGAUGCGAGUCCGGAUCACGCACAUUAUCCGCAAGACCAGCAGUGGGAAGUCUCGUCCACGUAUCAAGGCCAUUGCCGGACUAGCAGCCCGAAAUGAUGGCGCCUCAUCCGCAAACCCACCCAGAGUUCUCCGGCACGGUGCUGGUCCGAACGAGGUUGAAUUCUUCCUGUCGAGCCCCGGUACAUCUUCUGGGCCAUCUAAUGCGCAGCCUGUCGAGUCUCGCAGCGGUGCCAAAGGCAAGAAAGGUAAGAAGGGCCCACCGAAGGCUGGACCUCCACAGCCAGGCCGGUAUGUCACCGUGGCCCAAUUCUUCAAAGAAGAAUAUAACAUCUCAACGGACCCCAAAAUGCCAGUGGUGAAUGUUGGAACUCGUGAGAACCCAGUUUACCUCCCUGUCGAAGUCUGUGAGGUCGAACCCGGCCAGCCAGUCGGCACUAAGCUGUCUCCUAGCCAGACAUCCAACAUGCUUGGCUUCGCUGUCAUCGGUCGGAAUCCGGCAGAGAAUGCUCAGUCAAUUGUCACCAAGGGUGUAGGUGUGCUGGGAGUCGGCCAGCCACUGAAUGCAACUCUAUCUGCUUUCGGCAUCAAAGUGUCCAACGAGCUCCUCACCGUACAAGGCCGCAUCCUGCCCGCGCCACGCGUGCUUUACGCUAAGCAAAAGCAGAUCACGACUAUGAAUGGCAGCUGGAAUAUGCGUGAAAUUAAGUUUUCUAAGCCUGUCACUAUGAAGAAGUGGGCGUACCUUUAUGUCAAUCAUAAUUCCGCACGCAAAGGCUUCCAAAACGACAACCACCUGAGGGAGUGCCUCGGUGAAUUUCCCGAGGUUCUCCAGAGUAUGGGGGUCGAUGCUGCGGCUCCUUCAACUGGCACAUACGUUGAGCUCAAUGGCCAUGACGACGCCUUCAAAAUUGAAGAAGCUGUGCGCCACCUGCAACAAUCACAACCACAGCUAAUCCUUGGCAUCCUUUACGCUAAGGACACCCAAGUCUACAACAUCAUUAAACAAGUAUGCGAUGUCCGUUGCGGAGUGCGCAACGUCAAUGUGCAGGUAGAUAAGGUUUUGAGCGCAAAGCCGCAAUACUGGGCCAACGUCGGGCUCAAGAUCAACCUCAAACUCGGCGGGUGCAACCAAGCUCUCCGCAACUCAGAUCUAGGCAUCUUUGCCAAUGGCAAAACCAUGCUUGUCGGCAUCGAUGUCACUCACCCAUCCCCUGGCUCAUCGCACUCCGCGCCCAGCGUCGCAGGCAUCGUCGCCUCAGUCGAUGCCCAGCUUGCCCAGUGGCCGGCCGCCAUUCGUGUCCAAGCUGCACGUCAGGAAAUGGUUGCUGAUCUAGACGCCCUGCUCCAAUCGCGUCUCAAGCUCUGGGCCGCUCGCAAUCAGGGCAAGUACCCUGAGAACAUUGUCAUCUACCGCGAUGGUGUCUCCGAAGGCCAGUACGACUUGGUAAUUGACAAGGAGCUGCCCCUCCUUAAGGCCGCCUGUCGUGCACUAUACCCUGCAAGCGACACAAAGAACAGUCUGCCACGCCUGGCAAUCAUCGUUGUCGGCAAGCGCCACAACACUCGCUUCUACCCCACCUCCGAAGACACAGCUGACCGGUCCAUGAACCCCGUCGCCGGCACCGUCGUCGACCGCGGCAUCUCCGAGGCCCGCCACUGGGACUUCUAUCUUCAAGCGCACGCCGCUCUGCAAGGCACCGCUCGUCCCGCCCACUACUUCACCGUCUGGGAUGAGAUCUUCGCCCCACUGCACCCAGGCACCACCCCCGGCGCGGGCGCUGCCGACAAGCUACAGGACCUUACGCACAAGAUGUGCUACCUGUUCGGUCGCGCCACAAAGGCAGUCAGCGUAUGCCCCCCAGCAUACUACGCCGACUUGGUCUGCACCCGGGCUCGCUGUUACCUGAGCGACCUGUUUGAUCCAUCGCCCGAUGCCACGCCCGCGGGCAGUGUGUUAAGCGGCGCUGGAGGUGGCCGUAUUCCAGAGCAGCAGCAGACGGAUAUUCAUGCUAGUGUGCGGGAUACGAUGUUUUACAUCUAG
Molecule: messenger RNA, 3069 nt
Organism: Penicillium macrosclerotiorum
Lineage: Eukaryota; Fungi; Ascomycota; Eurotiomycetes; Eurotiales; Aspergillaceae
Product: putative RNA interference and gene silencing protein (Qde2)
Exons: 5
Coding region: 1-3069 (1022 amino acids)
Molecular function (GO): RNA binding; protein binding
Source: RefSeq, a predicted model, not a curated record